AUGCCGAUGCUCAAGGAUCCGUCGACAAAAUACAAGCCCUUCCCUCCCCUCAAGCUCAAGGACCGCCAAUGGCCCGACAAGACCAUCACAAAAGCCCCGCGAUGGCUGUCGACAGAUUUGCGUGAUGGCAACCAGAGCUUGAACGGCGACGAGAAGUGGCGCUACUUCAAGAUGCUGUGCGAGCUCGGCUACAAGGAGAUCGAGGUCUCCUUCCCCUCCGCCUCCCAGACCGACUUCGACUUCACCCGCCGCCUGAUCGAGACCCCCGGCGCCGUCCCCGACGACGUAUACCUCCAGGUCCUGUCCCCCUGCCGCGAGGACCUCAUCAAGAGGACGGUCGAGUCCCUCAAGGGCGCCAAGAACGCCAUCGUCCACAUCUACCUCGCCACGAGCGAGUGCUUCCGCCGCGUCAUCUUCGGCUUCUCCGAGGACGAGAGCGUCGAGCUCGCCGUCCGCUGCGCCAAGCUCGUCCGCUCCCUCACCAAGGACGACCCCGCCCAGGCCGGCACGAACUGGCAGUUCGAGUUCUCCCCCGAGACCUUCUCCGACACCUCGCCCGAGUUUGUCGUCCGCAUCUGCGAGGCCGUCAAGGCCGCGUGGGAGCCCUCUGUUGAGGUUCCCAUCAUUUUCAACCUGCCCGCCACCGUCGAGAUGGCUACGCCUAAUAUCUACGCUGACCAGAUCGAAUACUUCUGCCGCAACAUGAGCGAGCGCGAGAAGAUCUCCGUCUCUAUCCACCCCCACAACGACCGCGGAGAGGCAGCGGGAGCUAGCUCUCUGGCUAUGCUGGCCGGCGCCGACAGAGUCGAGGGUUGUCUGUUUGGCAACGGCGAGCGCACUGGUAACGUCGAUCUCGUCACCCUCGCCCUGAACCUCUACACGCAAGGAAUUUCUCCCAACGUGGACUUUUCUGAUAUCAACCGCGUCAUCGACAUGGUUGAGACUUGCAACAAGAUUCCAGUACACCCCCGUGCGCCGUACGGCGGAUCCCUCGUUGUGUGUGCCUUCUCAGGAUCCCACCAAGACGCCAUCAAGAAGGGUUUCCAGAUGCGCGAGAAGGAGGGCAAGACAAACGAGGACCGCUGGCAGGUUCCCUACCUCCCCCUCGACCCCGCCGACAUUGGCCGCACAUACGAGGCCAUCAUCCGUGUCAACUCCCAGAGCGGCAAGGGAGGUGCUGCAUGGAUCAUUCUGCGCAAGCUGCAGCUUGACCUGCCCCGCGGGCUUCAAGUUGCGUUCUCCAAGGUCGUUCAGGACAAGGCCGACGGUCUUGGUCGCGAGCUUCUGUCGGAGGAGAUCACGGAUCUGUUUGAGCAGACUUACUUCCUCCGCGAGAACCCAAGAUUCACGAUUGUGGACUACAGCAUUACCCCCGACCGUUCGCAGAGCCCCGCGCCGCCUGCGCCUGGCAAGACGCAAGACACCAAGAACCUGAAGAGAGUAUUCGAGGGUGUGGUUUCGAUCGACGGAAAGGAGUACCAGUUGCGCGGACGCGGUAACGGUCCCAUCUCCAGUUUGGCGAACGCCUUGAAGAGCGUUGGCAUCAACCUGGACGUCGAGGAUUACAAGGAGCACGCUAUUGGUGCCGGUCGCGAUGUCAAGGCUGCUACGUACAUCGAGUGCACCGCCACGGGCACCAAGCAGAAGUACUGGGGUAUCGGUAUUCACGAGGAUGUGGUCCAGAGCUCUCUGAUUGCCCUCCUGAGUGCCGCCAGCAACUUUGUUGGCAGCCGCCCCGGUAGCCCUAUCCUGGCCAAGCCCAUCCCGACCAGGUCUCUGAGCCAAGAGCUGGACCUCGAGCCUACGAACGGUACCAACGGGCAGACGCCGAACAUUGUUGCGGCUCUGGAAGAGAAGGCGAACGGCAUGUAA
Colletotrichum siamense is the source of this 1872-nucleotide messenger RNA. It is a transcript of the gene LEU4-0, whose product is annotated as 2-isopropylmalate synthase. NCBI's taxonomy places the organism in Eukaryota, Fungi, Ascomycota, Sordariomycetes, Glomerellales, Glomerellaceae. Bases 1 to 1872 code for a protein of 623 amino acids. Gene Ontology annotation, biological process: L-leucine biosynthetic process. The record is from RefSeq and is a predicted model, not a curated record. Gene Ontology annotation, molecular function: 2-isopropylmalate synthase activity. The transcript is spliced from 4 exons. Gene Ontology annotation, cellular component: mitochondrion.